This is a messenger RNA of Geodia barretti, 411 nucleotides long. NCBI's taxonomy places the organism in Eukaryota, Metazoa, Porifera, Demospongiae, Tetractinellida, Geodiidae. The record is from the annotation of a GenBank genome assembly.
AUGCUGGACAAGGACGGGGCGGGCGGCUGGUACACGACCCACAUCGACGGCCAGGCGAUCACCGACUUGGGCUCCGUGCGCGACGGCGACGGGAACAUUCGCAUCGUCGUGCAUUCCGGCCUGAGCGAGCGAGCGCCGGAGGUGACCGACUUCCUUACGAAGGCCAGGCCGACGGACGCCCUGAUCGACGAGCUCUCGGCGCUGAUUCGUGGAGGCCGUAUCGGGAUCAAGCCGACCACCCAGGCGAUCAAGUUCCUGAAAAACCACGAGAACAUCUGGAGCAGGUGGCUUCCGACGGAGGGUGCCGAAAAGGUGAAGGCCGCAAUCGAGUCGGGGAAGACGAGCCUCGUCAACCGCAAGUGCAUUCCCGACGGCGGUUCGGGCGCCGGCAGCCCCAACUGCGGCACCUAG